Myripristis murdjan (pinecone soldierfish) is the source of this 2355-nucleotide messenger RNA. Its product is annotated as myeloid-associated differentiation marker homolog. The coding region runs from base 126 to 977 and encodes 283 amino acids. The transcript is spliced from 2 exons. The record is from RefSeq and is a predicted model, not a curated record. Lineage: Eukaryota; Metazoa; Chordata; Actinopteri; Holocentriformes; Holocentridae. Gene Ontology annotation, cellular component: membrane.
GGAUGAAUGUGGAUGCGACGGUGCGUCGACUACGCACGGCGGUGUAGUAACUUUGAAAGUGCGUGAAAAAACAUGAAAGAUAGCCCACGACUGAGAGAUCGCUCCUGAGUGACUGUGAUCCCAUCAUGCCAUUGUUUGUGGUGCGCACUUCCCAGCUGCUAUGGGUGCGUCUAGCGGCCCUGGUGUUCUCCUGUGUGGCCUUCAGUGUUGCAGUGCAUGGAGCCGACCUUCACCAUACUGGCAUGACUGACUGGUGUAUUUUCUGCUGGGCAUUCAGCUUCGCCGGCACCCUGCUGGUUCUACUAGUGGAGCAAUUUUCCCUCCAGGCCAGAGUCCCGGUCUCCUGGUCCAACUUCCCCAUCACUAUGGCCUGCUAUGCUGCCCUGCUCUGCCUCUCUGCCUCUGUCAUCUUCCCGCUCUGGUCCUUUAAGGAACAAAGGAGCUAUGGUGAGCAACGGGACUACCGCAUUGCCUCCACAGUCUUCUCCUGUCUGGCAGCGGUGGCCUACAUGGGCGAGGUGAGCCUGUCUAAGGCAAGGCCUGGAGAGGUGGCGGGUUACAUGGCUACGGCUCCGGGCCUGCUGAAGGUGUGCCAGACCUUUGUGGCCUGUGUUAUCUUCAUCCUUGUCAGCGACCCCAUAACAUAUGACCGCCAUCCGGCACUGCAAUGGUGCAUGGCGGUCUACUGCAUCUGCUUCAUCCUCUCCAUGGCUGUGGUGGUCUUGUGCGUGGGCGAGUGCACCGGCUGUCUCCCAAUCCCAUUCUCCAAGUUCCUCUCAGCUUACGGCCUCCUGGCGGUCAUCAUGUACUUAACUGCCACCAUCAUCUGGCCUGUGUUUCACUUUGACAAGAAAUACCGAACCAGAGGCCUGCCACAAGACAGACUGAUUACUGUAGCAGCGCUGACUGCGCUUAACUUCCUGCUUUACCUUGCUGACCUGGCCUACUCUGCCAGACUAGUGUUUGUUACUGUGUGAGACGGGACAAAAUGAAGUAGCUAAGAAGCAGACCAAUUAAUGAGGGAGAAAAUGGACAUAAAGGGCCCAAGAGCUUCAGUGACUUAACAAUGUAGUGUAACUGAAUUAGUGAAUUGCUGAUAAAAAAAAAAAAAAAAAAGACUCUUUGACUCUUUAGCCAUCUUUACACAGAGUAUCUAACCUUGGGGAAAAGGUCACCCGUUGUAAGUUUGUAAUUAUAUGUCUGGCUAUAGGCAAACGGUGGGUUAUUAUAAGAAGACAAACAGCCCAGUCUGACUUGUGCCAAUCCUGGUAUGUGUAACCAUGCACGCCACUCAGGCAGCCCAUUACCUGUGCUCUGUGUGCAUAAUAAAGUGAUUGAGACCCACUGUACCCACUGGGUUACAGUUUAAAAGUCUUUAAUUGAAUGCUGCCAUGAAUGGCUGCUACAGCCAUGGAUUUAGUGUGGGUACCUUUAUUGAUUGACAUCUUUCCAGUCCUGGUUUGAUAGCAAAUAUAAUGUUGGCUGUGUUUAAAAACAGAAGAAGGUGAUAACACACGUUUGCUCAUUCCUGUGAAUGAAUGAAAGAAUGAAUUAAGGGACUGGGCCAACUUUAUAGACCAACUUCGAGUGGUCUAUAUAGUGGCUUCAUCAAAUAAUGAUAAAAGCUACCAAGAAAAUCAUUGAAAAAGCAUGACAUUAAACAGAGUAGUUUAGAGCUAAUGUAAACUUCUUUCUUCUGAUGAGUUAAAGACCAAUAAAGAUAAACAAAUAACCUCUCUCUGCCCUGCCUUUUUUUUUUUUUUUUUUUUUUUACCAAAGUAAGCUCCUUGUGUAAAGAUGGCUUUUGUGUCAUAGAGUUAAAAAAAAAAAAUAAAUAAAUAAAAAAAAAAAUCAGAGCUAUUGCUGCUGAGUUUUGCUGCUGCCAAAAAAGACACAAGAAUGAAAUCAAGCACACUAAGGUGUAUGAGUUUGAAACAAAUGCCCUGCUUUUUGCUGUGAUACCAUUUCACCUCUUGCGUUGAAAAAUUAUGACUGUGUAGCAAAAGAUCUCACCAUGAAAUCAAUUUUCAAACAGUAGAGUAGCAACAAAAAUGAGCAGUGCAAAGCCAGUAAAAUCCACUGAAAUCACACACACUGGAACACUGACAAUAGGAGAGGGAAACAUUUUUAGCAGGAAGAAAUGUAUUGAUGUGAUGCCCAGCCCACCUUUGCUCAGUGUAUGUGACCGUUUAACCCAGUUUAACAUGAUAAUCUGUACAUUGUCUUAUGUGUUUCUUAAAUUAUAAAUAUCAGUUAUUCUGCAGAAAAUGUUUUACAUGCAACUUGUGUGAAGACACCAGUGUUUUAGCCAAACAAAUGUGAUGUAAAUCAGCUUUUUCUUCAGCAUUAAAGCAU